AUGCAAGGUCAGCAUAUACUAAUAACUGGUGCCGCCGGUGGUAUUGGUUUUGUUAUUGCACGUUUAUUUCUUGAACAAGGUGCUAAUGUUUCUCUACAUUAUCAUCGUACAUUUGAUACUCUAACUCCAUUACUUAAUCAAUAUGCUGAUCGUUGUUUUACUGUUUCAGUAAAUUCAACCGAUGAACAAGCUGUACAACAAGGAAUCGAACAAAGUUGUAAUCGAUUUGGUCUUAUUAAUGUUUGUAUUAUUAAUCAUGCUAUUUAUGUUGAGGAAGAAACUCCAAUAUGGGAAAUGUCACUUGAACAAUGGAAAAAUACAAUGGAUGUGAAUUUAACAUCUUAUUUUCUUUAUGCACGUGAAUGGUGUCGACAACUAAAACGUUUAACAUCAACAAUAGAUACUAAUAAUUUAAAUGCUAAUUUAAUUUUUAUUGGUUCAACAGCUGGUAAAUUUGGUGAAGCAAAUCAUAUUGAUUAUGCUACAUGUAAAGGUGCACUUCAAUCAGGUUUUAUAAAAUCUUUAAAAAAUGAAAUUAUUCAUAUAAUUCCACAAGCAAGAUGUAAUAUAGUUGCACCUGGAUGGACACGUACACCAAUGGCUGAAAGUUCAAUUGAACAAGGAAGACAUUUAAAAGCUUUACGAACAAUGCCAUUACGAAAAGUAGCUACAACAGAAGAUGUUGCUCAAGCUUGUUUAUUUUUUGCAUCAAAUAAAACAGCUGGACAUUUAACAGGAAAUGUUUUAAUGGUACAUGGUGGUAUGGAAGGACGUGUCUUAUGGCCGGAAAAUUCUGAAUAG
Molecule: messenger RNA, 801 nt
Organism: Rotaria sp. Silwood2
Lineage: Eukaryota; Metazoa; Rotifera; Eurotatoria; Philodinida; Philodinidae
Source: the annotation of a GenBank genome assembly